Messenger RNA from Condylostylus longicornis, 4447 nucleotides. RefSeq lists its product as uncharacterized. The transcript is spliced from 19 exons. Bases 141 to 4235 code for a protein of 1364 amino acids. Gene Ontology annotation, biological process: regulation of DNA-templated transcription. The record is from RefSeq and is a predicted model, not a curated record. Lineage: Eukaryota; Metazoa; Arthropoda; Insecta; Diptera; Dolichopodidae. Gene Ontology annotation, molecular function: DNA-binding transcription factor activity, RNA polymerase II-specific; RNA polymerase II cis-regulatory region sequence-specific DNA binding.
UUGCUUGAGUGUAGGACUGUUUUAUUAACUUGAUUGCUGAACGCUGAUCCUUGUAAUUAAAAAAAAAAUAUAUUACAAACAAAAUAUAUUAUUUUAAAUAAACAUAAGACAUAUGAGUCCAUUUUUUUAAUCUACGCGAUAUGGCUUCAUCCUGGGAUAAAAAAAGUAUUGAUGUUCUACUGAACUACCUGAAAGAUAAUGAACACAUUUAUAACCGUCUUCAUCCGAUGUAUAAAACUUAUAAUGUUAUUACAGAAUGCUCUCAUUUAGCUAAAAUGUUCGAUCCACCAAAAAAUUGUAAAGAAGUGCUGGACAAAAUAACUUCAAUUAAAAAUUUUUUAGCAAAAAAUAAAAAUUUGCUAGAAGAAGGAAAUAUGAUUAUUGAAGAUCCUCAAUUUUUUAACAAAUGCUCUUUUAUGUUUUCGGCUUUAUUUGGAUAUUCCAUUGGAACGAGUUUAAAAAGAAAAUCAGGAAACAGCGAUAACUUAAAAGAAAAAAAUAAGAAACCGAAAAUGGAAGAUGUCUGCACGACCAAAAAACAACAGCAAAAAGGUUUAAAAGGCUCCGAUAAGGUUACCAAUACUUUAUCGAGGAACCUACGUUCAAAUAAUAUCACCGAGACUAAACGAGAUGAUCAAAAAAUUGUUGAUGAAUUGGAAAGAAAGGAGUUUAUAGAUGUUAUUAAUUUUAUACGAUAUAGACCAUAUUUAUGGGACAAAAAACACCCCGCUUUUUCUGAAAAUAUCAAUGACAAAGUUCUGGAAAACUUUGGAAACAGUUUAAAUCCUCCAUUAACUGCUACUUUGAUAAAACGAAGAAUUCUUGCUUUGAAGAAACGAUAUCUUGAAGAAAGUAAAUCCAAACGUGCAAAGUGGCACCUAUUUAAAGAAUGUGGAUUUUUCUCUAAAGAUGAAAGCAGUUAUAAUGAUCCACCGCGAAAUGGCGACGAGAUGGAUCGCAACAAUGAUGAUUUUUAUAGGCUUAUAUUAUUUAUCAAAAAUAGACCAUACUUUUACGAUUCAAAACUUCCAAAAUAUAAUUCAAAAAUUAAAGACAAAAUUUUAAAUGAGUUUGGAGAAACGUUUGAUCCUCCUGUGUCUAUUUCUUACCUAAAAAAUCGUAUUGGCUUAGCAAAAGCAGAACUUUUUAAAUUUUUCGAUGGUGAAAGCUUAACAAUUUCGGAAAGGUUUGAAGAAUGUGAAACUUCCUUCAAAGAGGAUGAUGAAAAUAGUUUAAAAUCAGACACUUUUGAUGAAACACAUCCAAAUCUUGAAAGCGGACCAGAGCAACUUGAAAAUGAAAUAUAUUUAGAAAACAGUGAGGAAAAUAUUUUUCCUCAGACAGGUUAUGAAACCAAUGAUUCUGAAGAAAGUAUUAUUACUGUUUCCGAUUCAAAAAAUGUUAGUUCAAGUGAAGAUGAUAGUGACGACGAUAAUGAAAGCACAGAGAGUUACGAUGAUACAAAUUACAUGGAAAAGCAUCAACUUUUACGUAUAAUAGAAUUUAUACGCUUUAGAACAUUUCUGUGGGAUAGUGAACAUCCUGCUUAUCAAAAUGUAAACUUUAAUAAGAAAAUUUUAAAAGCUUUUGGUGAAACUCUUAUCCCUCCAAUGUCAGUUGAUUCCAUCCAAUAUCGAAUCUAUUACUUGGAGAAAAUGUUUUUCAAAACUUUAGAAGACAAGAAUUUUGAUUGGCAUUUGAAAGACGAAUGUAAUUUUUUUUUGAAAAAAGAAAGUAACACAAGUAAAACAGAAUCACUACAAAUUGAAGAGAAAAUGGAUGAAAACGAUAUACACAAAAUCCUUCAGUACAUUAAAAAUAAACCGUAUUUGUAUUAUGAAAAUCAUCCACUUUACAAUGAUUCCUUGCUUAAGAAUAAGACAUUAAAAUCAUUGGGUGAAUCAUUAAAUACUCCUACAUCUGAAAUUGAUCUCACAAAUCAAAUAAACUAUUUGAAACAGAAAUUUCUAAAGACAUUAGAGCAAAACAACAUUCCUAAAUGGAAAUGGUUUAAACAAUGCAAAUUUUUUAUUAAAGAUAAUGCAGAUCUAAAUAAGAAAUUUUUAAAGAGUGACAAAAAAGGCACUCAGAUUAUUAACACCGCAACUCAAAACAAAUCGGCAGCCGUUUGUACACCCCAAAUGGACACCGGAGAUAUACAACAGCCGGAACUAAUUUCAAAAGAAGAUUCACAAAACCUAUUAACAACACAACAGAAACAAAAUAAAUCGGAUUCAAAAAAUUCAUCAAAAUUUUCUGAAAAUGUAACAAACAGUGAUGUUUGUAAGAAUGAAAAUUUCGAAUUGAACAAUGACACUAAUAUGCACAAAUUCCUUCAAUUUCUUAGAGAAAAUCCUUAUUUUUAUGAUUCAAAGCAAGAAAAAUAUACACAUUACACUCAAGGGAAGAAAAUAUUAAAAGAUUUUGCGAAAUCUUUGGACCCUCCAUUAUCUGACGCUGUUUUAAAAAGCAAAAUAAUUUAUCUUAAAUUAAAAUUUUUAAAGUCUAUAAAAGAAAAUAAUAAUCCCAACUGGAAGUGGUUUAAAGAAUGUGAAUUUUUUAUUAGAAAUGAUGAAAAAUUAAAGAAAAAAUUUGAAUCUAUUGUAAAGGCGGAGAACAUGAAUCAUAAUAAUAAAUCUCAAAAUGACUUGAGCAACGAGGUUAUUGUGGAAAAUGUAGGUAUUAAUAGAGACAUCGGUAUUCAAUGCAAUUUGUAUGAGGAACUGCUGGAAGAAAAUCUUAAAAGCAUCAAAUUAAAAGAAUGUGAAUGUUUAAAAGAAAUCUUAGAUAUUAUAAAAUCUUUUAAUCCAAUCGACAAAAAUUUUUCAUUAGAACCUGUUACAAACAGUGAUUAUUCUAAUAAUAUUGAAGAUGAUACUUCAAAUUUGAAGGAUGAAGAAUUUUUAAAUAUUGAUCUUGAAAAUGUAUUUAAAGGUUUAAAAGAUUCCGCUGAUGAUUCUAGUGAUUAUGGCUUAGAAGAGAUUCCAUUUCCAAAAAUUGUACAUUCCAGAAAAAGAACAAAAAAGGAUAAUUACAAAUGUGAUGAGUGCCCCAUAAUAUGUACAUCAAAACAUUAUCUUGCAAGACAUAAGGAGGCAUUUCAUUUUCAACACAGUCUUUUAUGUUCAAAAUGUGGGAAAACUUUUCCAACACAUCGUAGAGCACAAGCUCAUGAGAAACGGUGUCGAGUUUCUCGAGAUGAAAAUCUAUUUUGUUAUCUAUGCAAGCAACUAUUUUUAUCAAAAAUUGUAUACGAAGAUCAUUUUAAUGUAAUUCAUGAUAAAAAAACUCCAUAUGCUUGUGGUUGUGGUCGAACGUUUAGCAGGUACUCCAAACUUGUACAUCAUUUAAAUAUAUUUCAUUGUAAUAUCGAUCUAUGUACAAUACCACAUUAUGUAUCUAAAGAGUAUCUGAAAUCGUUUAUACAAGGAAAUGAUGUAAAACCAAUUGAUUAUCAAAAUUGGUGUAGAAUAUGUAAAACAAAUUCAUGUAAUAGAAAAUCAUAUGUAUCUCAUUUUAGAAAAGAUUUUCAUAUGAAAGCUGAAAAAAAAUGGCUUGAGGAAUUUGGUAUUAAAACAUUUCAAUGCGAGAUAUGCGAACAUAAUAAGAGUUUAUUCAAUGAUAUUGCAAGUUUAGUAGAACAUUGUUUACAAAUACAUCGUAAACAUAUUCAUAAUGAUUUUUUUGAAAAACUUGAAAAUAUUUCUUCUAAUAAAGAAAUUUUAAUAGUUCCACCGACUGAUCUCCAUAAUAUUUAUUCUACUUGCCAUAUAUGCAGUAGAAAAUUUUUUAUGGGUUAUUUUGAAGAUCAUUUUAAUGAAGAACGUCAUAUACAAUUGGGGCAGAAAUGGUUACAAAAGUACAAUAUUGAGGAGAUACAUUGUAACUCCUGUUUUAAUAGUUUUGGAAAUUUACUUGACUAUUUGUUACAUAAUUAUUCCAAACACAAUGAAGUACCAACUAAUAGUAUACUAAAAAAUAUUGUGGGUGAACAAUCACUUGAAAAUCCAGGAGAAAAAUUGGGUAAAAUGACUUAUAAAUGCUUAAUAUGUGAUAGCAAACCACUUCGAAAAGGUACUUAUAUUAUCCAUAUGUUACGUCAUUAUCCAGAAAAAUAUAUUCAAUGUUCUUGUGGAGAAAAAUUUCAUGCAGUCCCAGAUUUAAAAGUUCAUCAAAAAUUAUCGGGAUGUGUUGAAAGAGGUAGUAAAAUACCAAAAUUCAAAGUAAAAAUUUAAAUACCUACUUUGUUUUGCAUGUCUUGAUACAUUAAUUAUUAUUUUAAGUUACACGAGUUGUUAUAAAAUAAAUUUAACAAUGUAACUUUAUGAUUUCGUAAUUUUCUAGAUCUUGUUUAAGGUAUAAAAGAAGAUAUAAAUUAGUAAUACAAUUUCAAUUUUCCGAAUUUGUACUAAAUGUAAGUUCUACUGCACAUGUAUAUUGUUAGAAG